Molecule: messenger RNA, 282 nt
Organism: Eublepharis macularius
Lineage: Eukaryota; Metazoa; Chordata; Lepidosauria; Squamata; Eublepharidae
Gene: SMIM36
Product: small integral membrane protein 36
Exons: 1
Coding region: 1-282 (93 amino acids)
Source: RefSeq, a predicted model, not a curated record
AUGGAUUUUUUGGAAAUUGACCCUGUUACCUUGAAUCUGGUCAUCCUUGUAGUUAGCUAUGUCAUCCUGCUUUUGGUUUUCCUAAUUUCUUGUGUGCUAUAUGACUGUAGAGGGAAAGAUCCCAGUAAGGAAUAUGCUCCUGAGAUCCCAACAGAACCGCAGCCUCCAAUCCGGCUGGUUGUAAUGCAGCAAGGAAAUCCUAGUCCCCGCUGGGGUAAAGGACUCGUCCACGCUUUCGAAAAUUCUUCAGGUCCCCCAGGAAAAAGGACUACAGUUGUUUAA